ACGCUGCCACGUGACUACAAGCGAGCAAUGUCCGCGAUGAGACAGGCUGCAGUCAGACGGGCCGUGCGUAACGGAUUGGCUGGACAGUCCCGCACGCACCACGUCACCCGGGUUGGGUUGGUGUCCGGGAGUGCACCCGGCCACACGAACGAGCUACCUGUCCGCACCAUGCCGAUCGCUUUCGGGAAAAUCACUUUCCUUCAUUUGGCCGUCACAACGUGCUUUUGCGGUGGCUUCCGAAACGACUCAAACCCCGGGGACAAUCCAAACAUACCGGCCAUCGCCAAAUACUUCAGCACGAAAGGGAGGUACGAGGAAGUGAACCCGCAUCUCAUAGAGGACAUUCUCGCCGUGAACGCCUCCAUCCUGCAGCCUCCGUCCGAACAAUGUCGCCGCGUCCAUCUGACCGCCAUCAUAAGACACGGGACGAGGUACCCGACGAGCAAAAACAUCAAGAAGAUGCAGACGCUCUACGAGGUGGUUCGACGCAAAGCGUCCGGCGAGGAGAGCUGGCUGCGUGAGAUCCAGACCCAGUGGACCAUGUGGUACAAGGAGGACAUGGACGGCCGACUGGUCCAGAAAGGUGUGGACGACCACAAGCAUCUGGCCGUCAGGCUGUCCAAGCUGUUCCCCUCGCUGAUUUCAGAGGAGAAGCUCAGAGGCGGAUUCGUCAAAUUCAUAACCAGCUCGAAGCACAGGUGCGUCAACAGCACGCUGUCCUUCAAGGCCGGACUGACGGAGCUGUGGGCCAUUACAGACGAGGAGUUUGACCAUGCAGUGAACGAUGCCCUCAUGAGGUUUUUUGACCAGUGCACCAGGUUUGUGCACGAAGUUGAUAACAACCCCGCGGCUCUGUCAGAGGUGGACAAGUUCAAGCAGGGUCCUGAGAUGAGGAGGGUCACGGAGAAGAUCGCAGACCGGCUCAGGGUUCCUUACAGUGACAUCACAGAUGAUAUGGCCGAAGCCGCAUUUUAUUUGUGUGCUUAUGAGUUUGCCAUCAAGACUGUGAACUCUCCCUGGUGUCGGCUUUUUGACGAAGUUGAUGCCCAGGUCCUGGAGUAUGCCAAUGACCUUAAGCAAUUCUGGAAGAGAGCUUAUGGUCACGAUAUCAACAGCAAGUCCAGCUGCAUUCUCUUCCACGACGCGUUCAGUCGACUGGACAAUGCAGCCAGCGAGAUCAGGUUGGGAAAACAGGUGACCGAGGCCGUGACGGUCCAGGUCGGUCAUGCAGAGACUCUCCUUCCGCUGCUCACCCUCCUGGGCUUCUUCAAGGACAGCGAUGCCCUGACCUCAACCAACUACGCCACACAGGCCCAACGCUCCUUCCGCACCAGCCACAUGUUACCCUACGCGGCUAACUUGCUCCUGGUGCUAUACGACUGCGGGGGAGGCGAACUGAGACUGCAACCGCUGCUCAACGAGAAGCCUAUGACCUUCCCUGGUUUGACCGGCACCCCCGUGCCGCUCUAUGAAGACGUCAAGGAUCACUACCGGGCACUGCUUCUAGGUUGUGACUUCGAGACUGAGUGUCAGCUGUUCAGGGGUCGUGCUUAAUUCUGAGCGGAUAGGGUAGAUCCUGGAUAAAAAGGCAUUGCAGUGGGGGUUGUGGGGUUUUUAUUGGUCUUUCAGCAGAGAAAAAGGCAGAUUUGAUGUCUCUGAAACGGAUCGAAGCGGAUUCAUUUCACAUUCACCUGUGCGAGUGCAGUAUCACUACAACUAUAUUGCUUAUUUUUUUGGGAAGGUUUUCAGAAAUUAAAGAGUUUAUUUUUGCAGUGUACACAUUUUUUGUUGCUCUGGUCAGCCACUCUUGGUUUGUAACAGCACAAGCUUUUGUGGUCAGUAUGUAUUCAAAUGUGUUGUUAACUGUACAUUACACAUAACAUAAAUUGUCUGGACUUUCUCGUAAAA
Molecule: messenger RNA, 1908 nt
Organism: Gasterosteus aculeatus aculeatus (three-spined stickleback)
Lineage: Eukaryota; Metazoa; Chordata; Actinopteri; Perciformes; Gasterosteidae
Gene: minpp1a
Product: multiple inositol-polyphosphate phosphatase 1a
Molecular function (GO): inositol phosphate phosphatase activity; acid phosphatase activity
Source: RefSeq, a predicted model, not a curated record